Messenger RNA from Zophobas morio, 2171 nucleotides. RefSeq names its product nose resistant to fluoxetine protein 6-like. Bases 92 to 2140 code for a protein of 682 amino acids. The transcript has 7 exons. Gene Ontology annotation, molecular function: acyltransferase activity, transferring groups other than amino-acyl groups. Lineage: Eukaryota; Metazoa; Arthropoda; Insecta; Coleoptera; Tenebrionidae. The record is from RefSeq and is a predicted model, not a curated record.
UAAAUUAACAUAGCUAUCUACUUGUAUCCACUUUAACUGUAAUAAAACGGUACUACUAUGCACUAAGUGGUCUAACCUGUUGGAACAAACCAUGAAGGUAACUCUUGCCCUGGUCAUUUUUUCCGUCUUGAUCGGACCCACUUACCUACAGUUGGACUUUUUAAGUAAAACACUGCGUACUUAUCAAUUUCUGAUUUUCAAUUUUGCUAAAUUGAGACUCCUGGGUGUUAUCAAUCCUAGUAUAAACGGAACGACUUGUGCCGAAGACUUGAAACUAUUUAUGGAUGCCGCGUUUAAAGCAGAGUGGUGGGCGGUAAAAAUGUUGGACGCCAGCGGAAAAUUCAAUCCAGGAGUACUUCAAGGAAAUAUGAAAUUCUUGGGAAGUUACGACCAAUGUCUUGGGCUUCAAAAGGACCAAGCAGGGGUUGGUUUAGACACUCAGUACUGCACCAUGCUGUUGAAACCCGACAAAAAUUUGGAAGAUUUUUUGUACCGCAAUGUGAUCAAAGCAAAAGCAAAUAAAAGACUCAUGAGUACCGAUCUUUUCAAAGAGUACGCCGUCAUAGAGUUCGGGCUUUGCAUACCAAAAUCGUGUACUAUGGACGAUUUAACCAAUCUGUGGAAGCGUUUCCAGGUUCUGUACCAGGCGCCAGGGUACUCCGAAUUUUCAGACAAAUUGUGCUACUCUAAAAACAAAAAGGUGGUUCCAAGCAAAUUCGACAUUUACGUUUUUUGGUUUUUUGGUGUCACCUUGUUCGUAGAAUUAGCUUGUACGGUCUACGAUUUAUACACACGUAGUCAACCACGAAGACUCGACAUUUUGGUCAACUUUUCGUUGUACACCAACGCCAAGAGACUCAUGUCGAGGAAUUAUGAAAACGAAACUCUGACUUGUUUGUAUGGGCUUAGAUCAUUCUGUAUUAUAUGGGUGAUUCUCGGUCAUAUAAUGCUUAAUAAGAGUCUUACGUCAACGAAUGUGUUGCAAAUGACCACAGAAUGGAUGGGUCGUCUAGAAAAUGCGUUUUUCCUCGGUAGUGUCUAUGCCGUAGACACAUUUCUCACGAUUAGUGGCCUUCUGGUUGUCUACGUCUACCUCGACUAUUCCGACAAAUACAAACUCAAUUUUUCACUGGUUUAUGGUCAUCGGAUUUUGAGAUUGACACCCGCUUUACUAGCCACAGUUUUGCUGGAAAUGAGCGUCGUUAAGUACUUUAUCCAAGGUCCAUUGGCUUUUCCAUACCUGACCACCAUGGCAACAAACUGUGAAAAAAGGGGUGUGGAUACUUUGUUCUUUGUCAGCAACGCUGUAGAACGUGACGAACGAGUACGUCGCAACUUGAAUCAUCUCGUUUUUGACCUUUUUUUCCAGUGUUUGCGUCAAUCUUGGUAUGUAUCUGUGGACAGCCAGUUGUACCUUCUGACUCCAUUUAUGGUAUUCUGCUUCAAAAGACAACCGGGAAAAACCUUCUUCGGAGUCGUCGUUGUUUGCCUGUGCUCCUUCGUCUACACUUGGAUGACUGUCAUUAAAAACAACAUAGGUUCUUUGUUGUUCAUUGACAAUAAUUCAGAAAUGGUGUACUUUUCACCUCUGUGUCGUAUCCCAGUUUGGUUAAUCGGAACGUGUUUAGGUUAUGUUCUAUACAGACACAACCACCAAAAGAUAUCCAUUCCUAAGAGAGUCAAUUAUGUGUUGUGGAUUCUGUCCAUGACUGUCAUAAUAAUUCUUACGAUGUAUCAGACAGUUCUAGUGAGAGAAGCACACAACGUUUAUCGUUCUGCCUUUUCUAACACAUUCUGUAAACCUUUGUGGGCCCUAGCUAUAGGUUUCAUCAUUCUUAGUUGUUGCACAGGACAUUCUGACCCUGUAAACACCUUUCUGUCUCAUCCUGUAUUUAUGCUCAUCGGCAAACUGUCAUACAGUAUUUAUUUGAUUCAUUUAACAGUUAUUCAUGUCAUUGUCGCCAACAAACAACAAACCGAUUAUUUCAGCACCUUCGGACUCUUGUUUGAUUUUUGGGGCUACUUCGUUUAUAUUCUGAUCAGUGCCACUGCACUGUGUCUAGUCUUUGAGACUCCAACUGUAUCUAUUCUGAGGUACCUUGAAACGUAUGUGGCAAACAUGAAAAAGAAAAAGACGUGAAGAAGUUAAUAAAACGAUAUAAAAUUUAGAA